AUGUUGUCCUCUCAGUACUGGGAGGAAGUGCCAGAGUGCAAGGUGAACUGCCUUGAGCUCCAGUACGUUGAUGUCAGUCUGGUGUCAAAGUUUACCCCAAGGAACCUGAAGGCCCCCACCCUUUCCAAGUUUCUCCCAUAUAACCUCAAGCAUACCUCAUCUCCCACCUUUCUCCUGGAAGAGAUAUUCAGCAUCAAUGAGGACCUGCCAGUUACAAUACAGAGCAAACUCAGUCAUCCUGGAUACACAGGGAUGAAUGCAGACAAAUCUGAGCUAGUAUAUCCAACAGCCAACCUGACCUUUAACCUCCACCUGUCCGAUACAGAGAGAGAGGCCAAAGAAAAACUGCCGCUUCCAUUCGACUUCAGGGAAGAGAAGAAGUCAGCACUUCUGCACCUGGGCCUCAGUUCAGGACGGAUCCUGUAUGAGCCUGAUGCCAAUGAUGAUUAUGACCCAGAGGACCCUGAUGAUGAUCUUGAUUUCUAGAGGACAGGCUACUAUCCAUGAAAAGCAGUGUCCUAAGCCCUUACAGUUAAUGCCACAUCGGACUUUUACAUGCUGGAAACCAAAAUAAUAGCCUGGGUCCCUGCCUGGUAUUUAUUUUACUUUCUCAGAGGAGAUUUAAAUUCAAGUCUAACAGAAUACCAGGUUUACCGAAUGCCAGUUUUUGCAGUGGAGGAAUGUGGUUAAGGUGGAGUCCGUGUAAGUAGACAAGAGAGAUACUGCUUGUUACAGCAAUCAAUUCAGGAAUAUUUCAGCAGAAGACUGAAUGAUGCAGAGAACAGAUGCCUACAGUACAUCUAUGACAGGUAUCUGUUUAAAUCUAGCUUCAAAUAAAGGGUACUGUUUUCAGGUUGUCUGUUAUGUAUUUUUUUUAUACUAGCACAUUUGUAAUACCUCAAACUGACACCUUUUUGUACAGUAUGCUUGCACUUCUGUAGUUUCUACCGCUAACCACUGGAGUGUGAGCUUGAGUCUAGUGACCACUAGUGUUUAGAGCCAGACCCAACUCACCGUAAUAGAAGCCACAUGAAAUCACAGACUUGUAAAUAAACCUACAAUUGUUUCUUGUAGAGUCUUGCCAAUUUUAUGCCAGAAAGGAGCAACUGAAUUCCCUAAACAGGGAAACACUUACUGCACCUGUACAUAGCCCACCUAUAAUUUAGCCACAAACAACUACUUCUUUCCCUACUGUUAUUUAUUUAUUUUGCUCCUUUACACCCCAUUAUUUUUAUUUCUACU
Messenger RNA from Oncorhynchus nerka (sockeye salmon), 1242 nucleotides. Its product is annotated as elongator complex protein 5-like. Lineage: Eukaryota; Metazoa; Chordata; Actinopteri; Salmoniformes; Salmonidae. Gene Ontology annotation, cellular component: nucleus; cytosol; elongator holoenzyme complex. Bases 1 to 486 code for a protein of 161 amino acids. Gene Ontology annotation, biological process: tRNA wobble uridine modification. The record is from RefSeq and is a predicted model, not a curated record. The transcript is spliced from 5 exons. Gene Ontology annotation, molecular function: tRNA binding.